AUAAAAACAUUGAAUUUCACGUUAAAAAAUCAUAAUAUAAUAUAUGUUAUUUUUUUUUCUGACUUCAAUUACAAUUGUUUUUUAUUUUUCUUUAUAAGUAACGAGGAGAGAAAAAAUCGAGCUAUAAUAUCUCCAAAUAAUGUUUUCCAUUUUUUGCAACAUAAUUCGACUGUAGCAAGAUGAAAAGUAACAAAACUGUAAUCAAAGAAAACUUCUUCUGAAUUCUUUUUUUAAUUACGAACCUGGUUUUUCCCAUUUCUCUUAAAAGAUUGCUAAGGACAGGCGAAGCGAAAUGAACAUACAUGUGACAAUGCAUAUGACAAUCAUUGUGAUAAUUGUAAAAAAUAGUUACUUUAAAUGCUGAUGGAAACCAACACUUUUUAUGAUGCAAUGUAACGGCAAUUAUCUUGAGUAAACUAAAACAAAAAAAACUUUUAUGAUUCUAUUCGAAAACUCAAUACGCCUCAUUGGAAAAAAAACUUAUUAUUUAUUAUGACCAAGAUGCCGCGCGGGAACGAGAAAAAAUACCUUCAAUUCCUUGAGUUAUAUAAAAAAGCAUAUUCAACACUUGAAAAACAAAAGCAGUAUCAGCAAGCACAAGAGUUGUGGAAAAUAGUAAAAAACAAUGAAUCCUUGUAUGAAAAAAAAAAAAUGAGUUAAAAGAGAAAGUAACAAAGUCGAAAGUAUCACUUAUGUCAUUCUGGGGAAAUACCAUUUCACCACCUAGCAAAAAGAAAAAAGAUAUCCAUCCAGCGCCGUCUUCGUCAAAUGAAACACGAAGUUUCCUAAAUGCAACUACGACAGAGCCUGCAAGGAUUGAAAUUAAUUUAACAGACAACAAAAAAGAAAGAGAAAAUCCGGCACAAGUUAGGAGUCGAAAGAAAAUCUCAGAUCUUGAAUCACAACGUGCAUCCUUGAUAGUCGUACGUGAUUCUGGUUUAUCUACCGUAACAAAGGAACAAAUAAACACUGUGAAAGAAACCAUAAGAAAAGAAAAAACAAAAUUGGACAGAUUGAUUCGUGAAUCAGCUCGUCAAAGAAAACGAAGACAAAAACUUAAAGAGAGCAUCGAAACUGUGUGUCAGAACAUCCCUGAAGCAUCAAGUGCUUUGAAACAGUUUAGUCGAAACCAUACUGGACGACCGCGUCUCGAAGUUGACCAACCAGAGCUUUUAUCAACAAUUAUAAAAAUUGUGCAAAAUUUAUCAGCAGCUGACGAACGUCGAAAAACAGAAUGUCUCCGUAGCGUCUCCACUUUAGAUGACCUUCAGGAAGAGUUGACAAAGAUAGGCUUUACCUUGAGUAGGAGUGGUUUGUACCUUCGUCUUUUACCACGACGUGGAAACACUUCUGAAGGAAAAAAACAUGUCAGCACAGUUCCAGUAAAGCUGUUACGUCCAGAAAACUCAAUGCGAAAAAAAAAUGACGAUAGAAUGUUUGCCAAAUCAUUCAUUGACGACAUGUUCGAAGUUUGCAAAUUGUUUGGACCAAAAGCUGUGCUUUUCAUUUCCAACGAUGAUAAAGCCAGGGUCCCAUUGGGUAUUGCUGCAGCAAGCCUUCAAGCGCCGUUGCUGAUGCAUAUAGAAUACAAGGUCAAACUCAUGGAUCACGAUUUUGUCGUUAGCUCACAGCACAAAUUGAUCCCAUCAGUAGAGCUUUUUAAAACCGAGUUGGUUAAACGUAGACCAAUUAUGUUAAUGGAGACUGAUGGAGCUCAGGAUGAAGCACCACGUUUCCCUAAAACCUUAGCAACUGAUGUUGACCUCUUUCGCUUGCUUAAUUUAGAUGCCCUUCUUCAUGGUGUGAAUGCAGCUGGCCUUUCAGCCUUUAACCCCGUAGAACGAAGAAUGGCACCUCUUUCUCGUGAUUUGGCUGGAAUAGUCCUUCCUCAUGAUUUUUUUGGCAAUCACCUUGAUUCUUCUGGAAAAACAAUCAACUAUGAAUUGGAGGUAAAGAACUUUCAAAAAGCGGCUGACGUUUUAUCCCAAGUUUGGAAGAAAACCGUCAUUGACGGGUAUCCUGUUCAUUGCCAGGCUGUACCAGUUGGGAAAGCAUAUGAACCACCAAUUCCAGAUCCUGUUUGGGUAGACAAACAUUGCAAUCACGAUACAGCCUACAAAUCGUAA
Molecule: messenger RNA, 2126 nt
Organism: Hydra vulgaris (swiftwater hydra)
Lineage: Eukaryota; Metazoa; Cnidaria; Hydrozoa; Anthoathecata; Hydridae
Source: RefSeq, a predicted model, not a curated record